CAUGCAGGUUGCAUCGAGCUUCACAGUCAAAUUGGUGGUUUAUUGAUAUACUUUGGUCGACUGCACCUAGUGGUCUCUUACAACCCUUCGUUCAAGUGUCAUUUUGCGGGCACUUUGUUGCGGAGUCAGCCAUCGAAUCACCUCAGAAGCCAUGGAGUACAACAAAGACAUGGCAACCCCAAGCACUGCCAUGGCUUCGGACGACCAUGGGGAAGCCCAUGAGUAUGUACAGCACUCGAAAAUUCCACCUGAAUCCCCCGCAAGGUUCCAGUUCCCAUCUCGCAGGAGCUUUGUCGUCAAACCGGGUUUGUAGAACAUCUUCAUACUCAUCGUCGGUGCGAUUGCAAGCUUCUUGGUGAUGGCCUUCCUUGCGCUACUGUGGGCCGGAGCCGAGAGCGCAAGAAAAGGUGACCCAACGUCCUACAUUUGGUGGUUCAUCGUUGAGAUGGGUUGGGCUACUUGGGUCAUUAAAGUGGCUUCAGUCCUCAUCCGCCUUGCCACCGCCGCUCAGAUGGGUAUCUUUGAGCGAUACCAUGGAUACGACGCACCAUGCUUCGAACGUGGCUGGCUUUGGAAGUCAAGCGGUUGCUCAGGAUGAACAGCUGUAAGGACAACGAAGUAGUGCUGAAGACGGGUGCAGAUAGUGGAAAAAGUCAGGCCGUGUAUCGAAGGGGAACUGGAGGGGGCUAUUAGCUGCGUCUCCGCGCUUGAAGUCAGGCCACUUGUCUGAUAAUGAGGAGACUCAGAGCUUUUGAGACUCUCCGGCGGUCUCCCUAGCAGGGCAGAACGCAA
This is a messenger RNA of Macroventuria anomochaeta, 792 nucleotides long. RefSeq lists its product as uncharacterized. The record is from RefSeq and is a predicted model, not a curated record. The transcript has a single exon. Lineage: Eukaryota; Fungi; Ascomycota; Dothideomycetes; Pleosporales; Didymellaceae. Bases 359 to 598 code for a protein of 79 amino acids.